Molecule: messenger RNA, 1350 nt
Organism: Carlito syrichta (Philippine tarsier)
Lineage: Eukaryota; Metazoa; Chordata; Mammalia; Primates; Tarsiidae
Gene: CCDC106
Product: coiled-coil domain containing 106
Exons: 5
Coding region: 136-978 (280 amino acids)
Cellular component (GO): nucleoplasm
Source: RefSeq, a predicted model, not a curated record
GGCAGAAGGUCCCUCCUCUCACCUCACCUGCCCCAGGACGGACCGGGCCCAUCCGGUGUCCUUCCAUUCGCGGCUGCUGUUUCUGUCCAGUGCCCUUGAGGCUCUCAGCUGCCAGGGUCUGCAGGAGGCCACGCCAUGAGUGAUCGAAACAGUCGGAGGCGGACAAUGAAGAAGGACGACGAGGCCUUUGCCAUCUCCAUCCCCUUCGACGAGGCGCCCCAGCUGGACUCGCAGAUUUUUUACAGCCUGAGCCCCUCUCGGGGAAACUUGGAGGGGCCCCCGGAGGCCACAUCCCCCACCCUGGCCCUGAUGAAUGGCGUCAAGGCCCAGCUGCACAUGGCCCUGGAGAGGAACUCCUGGCUCCAGAAACGCAUCGAGGACCUGGAGGAGGAGAGGGACUUCCUGCGCUGUCAGCUGGACAAGUUCAUCUCUUCCACCCGGAUGGACGCAGAGGACCACUGCCGGGCGAAGCCUGGGCCCCGGCGCGAGGGGGACAGCCGGGGCGGGGCGGGGGGCGAGGCCUCGGAUCCCGAGUCGGCAGCCUCCUCCCUCAGCGGAGCCUCUGAGGAAGGCAGCGCCAGCGAGAGGCGGCGGCAGAAGCAGAAGGCAGGCGCCGGGCGAAGGCGCUUCGGGAAGCCCAAGGCCCGGGAGAGGCAGCGGGUGAAGGAUGCCGAUGGAGUCCUCUGCCGCUACAAGAAGAUUCUGGGCACCUUCCAGAAGCUGAAGAGCAUGUCGCGGGCCUUCGAGCACCACCGCGUGGACAGGAACACGGUGGCACUGACCACGCCCAUUGCGGAGCUGCUCAUCGUGGCCCCCGAGAAGCUGGCUGAGGUGGGUGAGUUCGACCCGUCCAAGGAGCGCCUGUUGGAGUACUCGCGCCGCUGCUUCCUGGCCCUGGACGAUGAGACGCUCAAGAAGGUGCAGGCACUCAAGAAGAGCAAGCUGCUGCUGCCCAUCACCUACCGCUUCAAGCGGUGAUGGCGCCAGCCUGCUCCCGGGCGCUCUGCAGGCCUGCGCCCGCCUGGCCUGUACAUAGGCUUUCCCCCAGGCCCCGCUUUGCCCAUCCCUGUACAUAGGCCAUCCCCCAGGCACGCAUCUCUCCCUGCUCCUGGGUCGGGGUCUUCCCUGCACGCUGGGCUGUGGGCCGCCAGCUCUGCCCCACGCCUCUUCCUGCGAGAGCCGGCCUGGCCACGUUGCCCUCUGGGUGGAGUGUCCAGGCCCCAGAAGAAGUGGCUGCCUGUCCCCACGAGGAGCUGCCUCCCCACAUUCCUGGACCACCCUGCUCCACGCGAGACAGAGAAUUAUUCAGAUAAUUUAAAUUAAAAAAGAGAUGUGAAAAUUUGGAAUAAA